Perkinsus marinus ATCC 50983 is the source of this 1140-nucleotide messenger RNA. RefSeq lists its product as hypothetical. Lineage: Eukaryota; Perkinsozoa; Perkinsida; Perkinsidae. The transcript has 10 exons. The coding region runs from base 1 to 1140 and encodes 379 amino acids. Gene Ontology annotation, molecular function: protein binding. The record is from RefSeq and is a predicted model, not a curated record.
AUGGAAGGCAUAACUGAUCCAUUAGUGAAUCUCAUCAAGGCAAUCAAUCUGCACGUCCAGGAAGAUAUAGAGGGUUGCCAUCGCUACCUUGGUCUUGCGGCUCGAGACGAGGCAUUCUUCCGAGGGGUCAAGACAGAACAGCAGAUAUUCGAUAAACUAAGGUCCGUCGUGCUUAUGCAGGAGUUGUUGUUGAUGAUGGAGGAUAGGCUCUAUGACGGCGCAGAACACAGAGAGGAUGAGCUCGCCACAGGGCAUGUGGCUGAGCAUUCCCCAAGGUCUACUGAUGAUCCAGAUCCAAGCACUGCCUGCCUGGGGCUGCUUGUCAACCUCCUCCCACCUAGCACCGCCUCGUGGGCUCUACUGGGCGAAUGUCUCCACCAUACAGGAGCUCACGAUGACAGGAUUGCCGAAGUGCUGAUCAAGGCCGCGACAGGCGACCAAGGCCUGCAGGAGGAGAGCAACACAGGAACUAAGCCCUUACGGUUACUCGCUGUAUUACGCUAUACUGGUCUGCUUCUCAAGAAGAAGAAGUGGACUCAGGCUCAAGAGUUCCUUAUGGUUACCCACAGAGAAGCUAAGAAGGCCCUAUCAAUGGCUCUGGGAUUGGCUGACACAUCGCGACUACCUACCCUAUCAGGCGAGCCGACAAGUGGGCAUCCUAUGUUGCAUGCUGACUGCUGGGGUUUGAUGUCAUUGGUACUCCUACGUGAUGGGCAGCCGUGUGAAGACAGCACACAGCAAUCGCGUGAAUGCUUCGAUCUUUACAUGCUUAAUGAACCUGUGAACGUACAAGUACUGACAGAAGUGGGCUUUGCUUGGUUAUCGAGAGGCAUGCCAUCCCUUGCAGAGGUGGCAGCUUGCCGUGCUCUGGAACUUGAAGCUAGUGGCCCUGCACAUUGGCUCUACGGAUGCACCCUAUGUGAACAGAAAGAUGUGAGGCAAGGUCUAUUGGAACUGCAAACAGCUAUCGGCUUGCUAUGGGAUGAUGAGAUACAGCGAGCAGAGAUAGUGGCUGAUGCCGAGAAAUACCUACAGACUGAUGGAGCUUAUGACCCACCCAUGAUGGAAGCCAUUCAUGCGGCCAACAAGGUGGCACAGAAGAAGCAAGACUCGACCAUCUCAGCGACUGCUACAUACUGA